AUGGCCGGGGCGGCGGCGGCGGGCGGGGAGCGGCGGGCGGCGCUGACGGCGGUGCGGACCGAGGGCGCGGGGACCCCCGGCCCCGGCAGCGGGACCCCCCCGCCGCCGCCCCCUCCCCGCCGCCGGGGGCUGCUGGCGGGGCCGCGCCCCGGGGCCGCCCCCCGCCCCGCCGGGGCCCCGCGGUGCUGCCGCCGCCGCCUGCAGAACUGCCUGUACAACGUGCUGGAGCGGCCCCGCGGCUGGGCGUUCAUCUACCACGUCUUCAUAUUCCUCCUCGUCUUCAGCUGCCUGGUGCUGUCGGUCUUCUCCACCAUCCAGGAGCACCAGAAGCUGGCCAACGAGUGCCUCUUCAUCCUGGAAUUCGUGAUGAUCGUGGUGUUCGGCAUGGAGUACAUCGUCCGCGUCUGGGCCGCCGGCUGCUGCUGCCGCUACCGCGGCUGGCGCGGGCGCUUCCGCUUCGCCAGGAAACCCUUCUGCGUGAUAGACUUCAUCGUCUUCAUCGCCUCGGUGGCCGUCAUCGCCGCGGGCACGCAGGGCAACAUCUUCGCCACGUCGGCGCUGCGCAGCAUGCGCUUCCUGCAGAUCCUGCGCAUGGUGCGCAUGGACCGCCGCGGCGGCACCUGGAAGCUGCUGGGCUCCGUCGUCUACGCCCACAGCAAGGAGCUCAUCACCGCCUGGUACAUCGGCUUCCUCGUGCUCAUCUUCGCCUCCUUCCUCGUCUACCUGGCCGAGAAGGACGCCAACGUCCAGUUCGCCACCUACGCCGAUUCCCUGUGGUGGGGCACGGUGACCCUGACCACCAUCGGCUACGGGGACAAAGCGCCGCAGACGUGGCUGGGCCGGAUGCUGGCGGCCGGAUUCGCCCUGCUCGGCAUCUCCUUCUUCGCCCUGCCCGCCGGGAUCCUGGGCUCCGGCUUCGCCCUCAAAGUGCAGGAGCAGCACCGGCAGAAGCACUUUGAGAAGAGGCGGACCCCGGCAGCCAACCUGAUCCAGGCUGCCUGGCGCCUGUACUCCACGGAUGCCAGCCGGGGGUACCUGACGGCCACGUGGUGUUACUACGACAGCCUCCUGCCCGCCUUCAGAGAGCUGGUCCUUAUAUUUGAGCAUUUGCACCGGGUCCGCAACGGAGGAUUUAGGAAUUCAGAGGUGAAAAAAUGGCCUGACAGAGCCCCACCACCCUACCACUGCUUCACCCCUGCCCAGAAAACCUUCAGCCUGGCCGUGUGCUCAGGGGAAAGCAGCAAGAUGGGCAUCAAGGAGCGGAUGCGGCUGAGCAGCUCGCAGCGCCAGGGCAGCCGCGGCCGGCAGCAGCACCUGGGGCCGCCCCUGCACCGCUCCCCCAGCCCCGAGGACGUGGCCGAGGCCUCCAGCCCCAGCAAGGUGCAGAAAAGCUGGAGCUUCAACGACCGCACCCGGUUCCGAGCAUCCCUGAGGCUCAAGCCGCGCACCCCGACUGAGGCCGACUGCCCGCCGGAGGACAGCGGCGAGGAGAGGAGCUCCCCCUGCGACCUGACCUUCGAGGACAUCAUGCCGGCAGUGAAGACCCUCAUCCGGGCUGUCAGGAUCCUGAAGUUCCUGGUGGCCAAGAGGAAGUUCAAGGAGACCUUGCGUCCCUACGAUGUCAAGGAUGUCAUCGAGCAGUACUCGGCGGGACACCUGGACAUGCUGGGCAGGAUCAAGAGCCUGCAGACACGCGUGGACCAGAUCGUGGGCAGGGACCGGGCGCUCCCCGCGGACAAGAAGGUUCGGGAGAAGGGCGAGAAGCCGGCGCUGGAGGCGGAGCUGGACGAGCUCAGCAUGAUGGGGCGCGUGGUCAAGGUGGAGCGGCAGGUGCAAUCCAUCGAGCACAAGCUGGACCUGCUGCUCGGCCUCUACUCGCAGUGCCUCCGCAAGGGCUCCAGCAACUCCUUCAGCCUGGCCGCGGGCCGGGCGCCGCCCGGAGAGCCCGACAGCACCUCGGACUACCACAGCCCCGCGGAGCACGAGGACAUCUCCGCCUCCGCCCAGACCCUCAGCUCCUCCAGGUCUGCCAGCGCCAACAUGGACUGAGCAGGAGGCAGCGGGAUGGGCGCUGCCCGCCGGGAUGGGGCGCUGGGGUGGCGUGGUGCUGUCCCCUCGCUGUCCCCUCGCUGUCCCCUCGCCGUGUGUUACUUGAACCGAGUCUUCCUCUGAGGGGGCACGGCUGCAGCGGGGUGGCUGUGGCACUGUGGCAUGGCCAGCCCAGGCUCCUGGGACAUUCCUGGGCUGUUCCUGGGAUGUUCCCGAGAUGUUCCUGGGAUGUUUCUGAGAUGUUCCUGGGACAUUCCUGGGAUGCUCCUGAGAUGUUCCUGGGAUGUUCCUGGGAUGUUCCUGGGAUGCUCCUGGGCAUGAUUCUGGGAUAUUCCUGAGAUGCUCCAGGGACAUUCCUGGAACACUCCUGGGAUGUUCCUGGGGAGCUCCUGGAAUAUUCCUGGGGAGCUCCUGGGAUGUUCCUGAGAUGCUCCUGAGGAUGCUCCUGGGAUGUUUCUGGCUUCCUGUAGGAUGACACCUCCCCAGUUCCAGGGUCCUGGGUGCUCCCCAGCUGUGGUGGGGAUGCUCUGGGCUGGCCCCAUCCCCUGGGGUUUGGGUUGAACCCCAUCCCCAGCCCUCAGGACAGAUCCUGCCUGGUCCCCCAGAGCUGAGCCGGGGCCACCACCAGCUAUGCAAGGUCCCACCUCCCUCUUGCUGCCAGAGCAGGGGUGUGGGGGCACGACCCAGGGUGGUUUUACCCACGUCACUCGGGGUCCCCAGUGUGGGGAGCUGGGGACUGUCCCCCCUCCCCAGGCUGCACCUCUCCAGAAGCACAGCAGAGCCUUCUGCCUGCCCGUGCAUGCUCCCAGGGCAAUACAUAUAUAGAAGAUAUAGAUAUAUAUAUAUAUGUAUUUAUGCAAUAAUGUCUUAAUAUGCAACACCCCUGGGAAGAGCAACCCGAGGGGCCAUAGGCAAUAAGCAACUCCCUGCCAGCUCCCAGGGCUGGGCUGUGCUGCCCAGGAGGGCCCUGGAGGCCCUGAGGGCUCAGGGCCGGGGGGAAAUCUCCACCCGAGGGUGGCCCUGGAGCCAGGAAGCUGAGCAGGGGCUGUGGGGACAGGCGCUGUCCCCAAGGAGUGUCCCUCCCCCGGUGUCCCAACCCCUGCUUAGAGGAUUCCCUCCCUGCUGGGUCCUGCGGUGCUCAGUUUGUCCCUGCCCGUGUCCCUGUCCCCUCUGCGGUCCGGGGAGCACGGGCCGGGCCUGGAGGGGACCUGCCACAGGGUGGUGUCCUUGCAUGUCACCUUCAGCAGAGCCACCACGGCUGCCCCGGUGCCCUGCGCUGCUCCCCAGCCCAGCAACACCGCGGCCGUGCCAAAGCGCCGGGCGGGGGCUGCACCCGGGGGGGCUCGGUGGUCACCCCACAGUGCCAGGACCUGCCCUGGGCUGCUCCCCCCGCUGCCAGCGCCGCCCCUCUCUGGGGUGGCACCGUGGGAUUCGCACCCCUUCUCCCCUGCUCCGGGCGCUGGGGGCUGCCCACCCUGCUCGUCCCGUUAGUGCAUGUGGCCAGCGCGGGCUGCCAGAGCUUUUCGAACCCCCCCAACCCUGCUCUGCCCUCGCCCCGGGGGUGCCCGGGCCGUGCGACACCAGGGGACAGCGCUGGGAGGGUGGCCGUGGGGCGAGGUGCAUGCGACAGCUUUGCCCGCAGCCGCACGCAGGAAUUAACCCUUAGAACCCCCGUCCCGGGGCUGGCUGGUCCCCGCAGACCCCCCCGAGCCAGCGGUAGUUACCUCACUUGAUUAACUUAUUAACUUAUUUGUUUCAUUAAAAUUUGGAGUAGAGGCUGCCCGCCUGCUGCCGUCUGUCACCCGGCGCUCCCGAGAGGUGGCACUCCAGCCCUGCCACCGAGCCGCGGCCGGGGGACACAAAUGUCCUGCAGGGGACACAAAUGUCCGGGCUCCUCCCUGACCCCUAGAGCUGCAGAAAGCCACCGAGACGGGACUGAGAGCCCAGCUCCGGCUCGCUCGCCCUCCCCCGCGGCUGCUUUUUGGCACCUUGCGGGGAAGGGUCGCUGCCCCGGGAAGGGCUGUGCCCCCCCUGCCUGUUUGGUGUGUCCCCCCCCCAAAUGGCGGCGAC
Messenger RNA from Passer domesticus (house sparrow), 4119 nucleotides. RefSeq names its product potassium voltage-gated channel subfamily Q member 4 (gene KCNQ4). Gene Ontology annotation, cellular component: membrane; voltage-gated potassium channel complex. The transcript has 14 exons. Gene Ontology annotation, molecular function: voltage-gated potassium channel activity. The record is from RefSeq and is a predicted model, not a curated record. Bases 1 to 2049 code for a protein of 682 amino acids. NCBI's taxonomy places the organism in Eukaryota, Metazoa, Chordata, Aves, Passeriformes, Passeridae. Gene Ontology annotation, biological process: potassium ion transmembrane transport.